Messenger RNA from Aegilops tauschii subsp. strangulata, 1969 nucleotides. Its product is annotated as acyl transferase 7. The record is from RefSeq and is a predicted model, not a curated record. NCBI's taxonomy places the organism in Eukaryota, Viridiplantae, Streptophyta, Magnoliopsida, Poales, Poaceae.
CUUGCUGAAUUAAAUCCAAACCAAACCCCCGCACUUCAAUUCAAUUCACUCCAUCAACCACACGUACCCACCCCCAGCAACAACAGCUCACCGUCACACCUCAAACCAACCCGAAGGUGUGUCCUCCUCCGGCCCUCCCCCGUUCCAAAUGGCGGCGGCGGCGGCAAAGCCCGUGCCAGUGGAGCGGCUCGGGCAGCGACUGGUGGCGCCGGCGGCUCCGACGCCGGAGAGCCCUCUGCGCCUGUCGUGGCUCGACCGCUACCCCACCCAGAUGGCACUCAUCGAGUCGCUGCACGUGUUCAAGCCCGACAUGGCCAGGGAGGGUGACAGCCCCGCGAGGGCCGUGGAGCAGGCCCUGGCGAGGGCGCUGGUGGAGUACUACCCGCUGGCAGGCCGCCUCACGGUGACCAACGCCGGCGAGCUGCAGGUGGACUGCAGCGACGGAGGCGUGUGGUUCAUUGAGGCUGCCGUCAGGUGUCGGCUAGAGGACGUGGACUAUCUCGAGUACCCGCUCGCCGUGGACAAGGACGAGCUGCUCCCCCACCCGCGCCCCAAGCCCAGCCGUGAGGAGGAGAGCAAGCUCAUCUUGCUUGUCCAGGUCACGACGUUCGAUUGCGGCGGCUUCGUGGUGGGGUUCCGGUUCAGCCACACGGUGGCCGACGGGCCCGGGGCGGCGCAGUUCAUGGGCGCGGUGGGGGAGCUGGCGCGCGGGGCGGGCCGCAUCUCGGUGGCACCGGUGUGGGGCCGCGACGCGAUCCCUGACCCGGCCGGCGCCCUCGUCGGCAGCCUCCCGGACCCCGCGGGCGCCAAGCGGCUGGAAUACCUCGCCAUAGACAUCUCCGCCGACUACAUCAACCACUUCAAGGGCCAGUUCGCGGCGGCCACCGGUGGCGCCCGGUGCUCAGCGUUCGAGGUGCUCAUCGCCAAGGCCUGGCAGAGCCGCACGCGCGCCGUUUGCUUCGACGAGGGUUCCCCCGUGCACCUCUGCUUCGCGAUGAACGCGCGGCCGCUCCUCCACGCCCGCCUUCCCUCCGGGGGCGCCGGCUUCUACGGCAACUGCUACUACAUCAUGCGCGUCUCCUCCACCGCCGGGAAGGUGGCGUCCUCCACCAUCACCGACGUCGUGAAGAUCAUCAAGGAGGGGAAGAAGCGGCUGCCCUCGGAGUUCGCGCGGUGGGGCGCCGGCGAGAUGGCGAGCGUCGACCCGUACCAGAUCACCUCCGACUACCGGACGCUGCUCGUCUCCGACUGGACGCGGCUGGGCUUCGCCGAGGUGGACUACGGGUGGGGCCCGCCCGCCCACGUCGUGCCGCUGACAAACCUGGACUACAUCGCCACGUGCAUCCUCGUCAAGCCCUGGGUACACAAGCCAGGCGCCCGGCUCAUCACGCAGUGCGUGACGCCGGACCGUGUCGCCGCUUUCCACGACGCCUUGGUGGACACCAACUAGCUCACCACUGUCUCCCCACACUUCGUUCACGGGUUCCCUCCUUUUUUACACCAUCUCGUUAGUGUUUAAUUACAGCUUGGUGAGCGAAAGUAAUGGUAAACCGAGCAAGAAUAAUGGCGAACAGAUACUGUAGUAGUGAAGAAACGUAUAAAGUGGAAGAAGAAUACGCGCAGAUAUGGGGGACAGGUAGACACAGCUAGUAGAUGGUAGUGGGCAACGGCGAGAUUGGUAUAUGAUGCCUUUGGGUGGUCUCGGUGGCGUUGCAGGAAGUGUAUACUAGUACAUCCUUUUCUUCUUCUUUCUUUUUCUUCCUUCUCUUUUUGGGGGGUUUUGAUUGAAGGAUCGAAGCUGGGCUUGGUGGGAAGCUACCAACUAGUCUCCCCUCGACUUGUGUGCUGUACUCUUCAUUUUAUUCCUUUCGAAUAUAAACCCGCAAGGUGUACAGACUAUUCUCUAGUGGUUUUUGUCCAUGUAAAUUAGCUAAUUCUACAUAAUUAUAUAAUGGUAUAAUGUGAAAAA